AAAUGAACAGCUAAAAGCCUCAAAAUGAAUUAGAAAUGAAUUAGAAAUGAAUAAAUCUCCAGAACCAAUUUCUUUAUCUUUUCAACCAACAAAAAUAGCCCCAAAAUGGGGAAAUUCUAAGUCAUUAACAUAUACAAAAAAAAAGAUUUUUAAAAACAAUUCAGAUGAAGAAGAGGAGAUAAUAGAAGAUGAAUUAUUAAGUGGAUUUGAUGACUCUGGCGCUUUAUCAUUAAAUCCUGAAAGAAGUUCUAAGAAAGAACCAUUAGUUAUACCGGCUCUUAAAAAUAGAGACUGGCGUCAAGAAGUUCUAAAAUACCGUGAAAAGAAGCUAUAUCUUGCUAACGAGGAGUAUUUACAAAAUGGAGGAGUUAUUUCCCAAGAAAAAGAUUUGAAAACAUAUGGUUUAACAUUUAUUGAUAAAGAAAAAGAGAAUCCAUCUGAAAAAAUAAGUCAAGAAGUAUCAAAUACAUCAACUUCAUGUCUUUUUAAUGCAAAAGAUACGGAGGAAGAAUGUGCUAUUAAAGCAUUAUUAGCAGAAGCAGAGGGGCAAAAAACAGAAUCAAAUCUUGUAUUACCUAUGACGUCUAAUACAGAUUGGAAAACAAAUGCUCGAAAUUUAACAGAAGAUGAACUAUAUAAACGAGAUAUUAUGUGUUUGCCAGAUCCGGCAACAUUGGAGGAUUAUGAAAAUAUUCCAGUUGAGGAAUUUGGUAAUGCUUUAUUACGAGGGAUGGGAUGGAAAGAAGGGGAAGGUAUUGGGAAAAAUAAACAGGAAACAAAAAUGCCUAAUAGGAUGGUUCGAAGAGCGCAGUUUUUAGGUAUUGGUGCAAAAGAAUAUGAUUCAAAAGAGCAGGAUGAAUUGGGAGCAUGGGGAAAAGGUAUUACAAAAAAACAAGCAGAUAAAACAUAUGUUCCUGUUUUGAAAAUAAAUAAAGCAACAGGGGAAAUAAUACAUGAGGAACCAACUAGAAAUAGAUCAAAAGAAACCUAUGAAAAAAAUACCACUUUUAAAGAAUCACAAGAGAAAUUUAAAAGUAUAUCAACAAAAAGAAGCAAUAAUUAUUCUUUUAAGGGAAACGAAUCAGGGAAUUCGUAUAAAGGGCGUACUGAGGAUUCAUAUCAUUCUAGUUACUCAAUCUCAAGGAAAAAUUCAGAUGAUUAUAGGCAUCAUCAUAGUGGUAGAGAUAAAAAUCAAUAUUAUAAUACUUAUAAGGAUAAACAUUAGUUUUUUUUACAUAUAUUAAUACCGAAAACAUAAAAAUCAUAUU
This is a messenger RNA of Pneumocystis carinii B80, 1268 nucleotides long. RefSeq lists its product as hypothetical. Gene Ontology annotation, biological process: mRNA splicing, via spliceosome. Bases 47 to 1225 code for a protein of 392 amino acids. Gene Ontology annotation, cellular component: spliceosomal complex. The transcript has a single exon. The record is from RefSeq and is a predicted model, not a curated record. Gene Ontology annotation, molecular function: nucleic acid binding. NCBI's taxonomy places the organism in Eukaryota, Fungi, Ascomycota, Pneumocystomycetes, Pneumocystales, Pneumocystaceae.